This is a messenger RNA of Serpula lacrymans var. lacrymans S7.9, 534 nucleotides long. RefSeq lists its product as uncharacterized. The record is from RefSeq and is a predicted model, not a curated record. Lineage: Eukaryota; Fungi; Basidiomycota; Agaricomycetes; Boletales; Serpulaceae. The coding region runs from base 1 to 534 and encodes 177 amino acids. The transcript is spliced from 2 exons.
AUGCCAGUCACAUCUCGCUGUCACCGUCCAUUCCAUCGACGACGCCCAUGUCCCUCGACGUCCCCAGCGAUGCUCGCCAUUGAAGAGACGCAGCGGCUGAGCGCAUUAGCCUAUCGUCGCACUGAUUUAUUGCAAGAGUGUGACCCGAGAUACGAUCGCAGCUCUUUGCUCUCCCUCGUGGGCCGCCGAUCCGGCAUGGCGUCCCGGGGCCCAAAUGCACCGGCUGAUCCCGCGGCUGUCCCCAUCUGGAAAUCAGUAUGCCGCCCUUUACUAACAACGUAUGCUCUUCAAUUCCCAUCUACGCCCGUCUGUAUCACUGGCCGUAUCAUUCCAUUGGUAUCAUCAUCCGCCAUUCCUUGCCACAUCGAGCCACUCAUGAACGGCGAGAAAAUCACUGCGCCUUAUCAGCGUCACGUCUCUCCCAGCACGUCCCCUGCCAAUUUCGCACCCCACCGCGAGUACCGCACCGCGUCCAGUCACGAUUCCCAGGAACUGAUCUCAGUCAAACCUGCCCUCUCCGAGUCGGCCAGUUAG